This is a messenger RNA of Cynoglossus semilaevis (tongue sole), 10447 nucleotides long. RefSeq names its product protein TANC2-like. NCBI's taxonomy places the organism in Eukaryota, Metazoa, Chordata, Actinopteri, Pleuronectiformes, Cynoglossidae. Gene Ontology annotation, biological process: regulation of dendritic spine morphogenesis. The record is from RefSeq and is a predicted model, not a curated record. Gene Ontology annotation, molecular function: protein binding. Gene Ontology annotation, cellular component: dendritic spine.
UUUGAUUUGUAGGAUUACCGUCAGGUUGGUGAUUAACCAACCACUGCGUCCAGGUGUUAGCUUCACCAACACAGUGAUUAGCCGAAGCUCAAACAGCCGCUCAGACGAGGCUCAGAACUGGUUCGAGGACUGAUACUGUGACGGUGAAGUCUUCACUCGGCAACGACUAUUCCACACAAACUACUAUGAAAUACUGUGACGUUACAAGUGGUUGGAGACGGAGUUGUUACAUACAUCAGCAUGGUCGCCCCCUGGUGACUAACGGCUGGGGUUCGUUCUGCUUCACGCGAUGCUUCACUCCAGUCCCUCUGUGGUUGUGGGUCUGACUUCUUGUGGUACUGAACCAGCAGGAAAAGAACUGCCAGCUGUGGCCAGUAAUGGUGCUUGUAAUUACCUCCACCGAGGAUGUUGUUUCUGCUGUCGUCUGUGUGUCUGUCUGCAGGACAGAUUAGGGGGGAAAAAAUCACAUUUGUUAACAUUGUCUUAGCAGUGACUGACUGACCUGGAAAGUGACUCAAAAUGAUCAUUUAUUUGAUGAAGUUUUUACAGUUUGAAGCGACUGGAGACUUCACGUUCUCAGGAAUUGAUGUGGGAAACUGUUGUGAGCAGCAGGAACAUUUCCCUCUCAUACAAAGAGCUACAUUAUUGUGCAGACAACAAUGUGAUGUUGUGAUGUAGAACCCAGUACUUUGGAGUACCACAGGUGAUGAUUACGAAGUAUCAGCACUCGGUUUCACACACAAAGGCUUCUUUCUUCGUCCCGAUGAAAUAAUUCCUCAGAUUUUGGAAGGGAAUGUCGUAAAUAUGAAUUAAAGACAUCUGAUCCUCACAGGAUAAACACCCUCUCAUUUUCUUUAUCUACAACUUUUCAUUUCACAUUUUUCACAUAUUUCUGGGACUAACGUGGAUUACAGCGUCUCUGCGCCGCGGACCGCAGACUCUCUUUUGUUCCUGGAGAAGAAGUUUCACUUUAAUUGCAGCUUUUCUCCUCUCUUCCUGUCAACCUUCCCUCGCGGCUCUGCCGGGCCCUGCGUUUCUUCUGUUACUAGAUAGAAGACGGAGCUGUGUUUUCUAACUCGGCUCACAUUUCUGGAUGUGCCUCUCCCCCCUCUCUCUCCCCCUUCCUCCCUCUCUCUCUCUCUCUCUUUGCCCGGCUCCUCCUGCAGUCGCUCUCUUUUACUCCUGUGCAUUUUUCUGUGACUGUGUGUGUGUUGGAGGAGGAGGAGGAGGAGGAGGAGGUUCAGAUUUGUUCAGUGAAGUCAGACGAGGGGAGGUCGACUCAGCAGGCAGAUAUGGAGGCUCUGCAGCUGAAAGAAAAACUCCUCCAACACUUGGAAACUUAACUUUUUUUCUUUUUUUUUUCUUCUUCCAAAUGUGGACAUGAUCUCGGAGAAGAGUUUCUCCUUUCAGCAGAUCUCCAGCUGCUCUCCUUCUUGUUGCUGUGACAUGUGAAGAGGUCCAGCCUGUGUGAAUGAACAGGAGUGUGUUUUUGUGGCUACGGACGAACAAUAAGUCGGCCGGGAUCGCUGCGGUAAACUCUGAGAACCUGCACUUUCUGGUUGUACUUGAAGUAUCUGCAGUAAACCUGUGAAGUUCCCACUCUUCUCUUUGGCUGCUGCGGUUGUAUUUUUGUUUUUAUUUCAACUUGUUCAGAUGUGGAGAGCAGGCUGCGGUGCUUUCUUUUCCAGGAGAGUCUCUCCCUCCUCUUAUCUCCUCACUCCAACCUCCUCCAUCUCUCUUUCAUGUCCGUGGAGGGGGAGGAGCUCAGGACCGAAGUGAAGAGACCUGGGCAGUGAUGUUUCAGUGCACAGGUCGUGCAACAGCGGUUGUCUUUGUCGACUCUCAUCAGACGCCCCCAUGAACCAAUCAGACGCCAGCAUGGACUGCACAGCUAUUAUUUUUAAACCGUGCGCCUGCUCCACCACCAAGUGGUGUCGACACGAGCGCUCCUCCAACCGUCGCCAGCGGCGGCUCCUGCAUGGCUGCCGCUGUGGUAGAGAUGUCAUGGAGGCAGAUGUUGUUGGCCACGCCCCCUCCUCCCUCCUGCGGCGCCUGUUUCUUUUCGCCUGCUGUUGUCGGUCUCAGGAGGACGGCCCUGAGCUGCGGCGGCAUUGGGUGGCACUUCCUGUUAGCCGUGCACAAAGAGGAAGAAGAGAGGAAGAAGGUGAAGAUGAGGAACUGGGACCUCCGCCCUCCGUAGACGAGGCCGCCGAUGCUCUGAUGACCAGGCUGGGCUUCCUGUUGGGUGAAAAGAUCAUCAGCAGAGAACCAGGGUCUCCUUACCACGGCCAGGACGACGGACAGAGAAUCUCUCCUUCCUCCAGUCUGGCCAGUAGCAGCACCUCCCCCUGCUCCACUCUACAGCCCCCUACAGGAGGGGAGGGCAGCAGCGAUAACAGGCACGUCUCCUCCCUCCACGCCUCCGUCACCUCCCCCACCUCAACACUGGAAAGCCGAGACAGUGGCAUCAUCGCCACAUUAACCAGCUACUCCGCUGAGUCAGCGGCAGAGCAGGACGGGGGGGAACCCAGAUUUUUCAUUCCCUCUGUUCCUUCUCUCCCUGUAGCUACUAGUUCAGCCCACCUGGAAGACCUAGCCUACCUGGAUGAGCAGCAGAGACACGUUCCCUCAAGGACCUCCCUCAGAAUGCCCAGACAGAAUUCUGGGAGUCGUAGUCAACAGGAUCACAGAGUUCGCUUCACUCCGUCUCUCAACCUGAAGUGUUUACACUUUGAGGUUCCUGGUCUCUCGUCUGAUUGGCUCUUCACUGGGAGGGAGUGGCUCUUCCAGGAAGUUGAUGCCAGCCUCGGCAGCGACGACCCGACGACCAGUCGGGGUGUUUUGAUCAUUGGGAACAUGGGCUUCGGUAAAACAGCCAUCAUCGCUCGUCUGGUGGCGCUGAGCUGUCACGGACACCGGAUGUCUGCCGGGAACCACAGCGCCGCCAAACAUGUAGUGCCUGGUUCUCUUUCCAACAAUUCUUUGGGAAGAGGAGGAGGGAGAGGAGGUGGCAGAGGAGAUGAGGAGGGAGUAGGAAGCUGCCCAGGAACUCCAGAGACGAGGAGGAGGCAGGAGGAGGUGUUGAGGAAGCUGGCAGGACAGGUCGUCUCCUUCCACUUCUGUCAGGCCGAUAACUGUUACACGUGUCUGGUUCCGGAGUUUGUGCACAACAUGGCAGCCAUGCUCAGUGAAGCCCCCCAGCUGCUGGCCUACAGAGAGCUGCUGCACCAGUCGCCGCCGCUACAGAGCAUGCUCAGUCUGCGCUCCUGCAUCCAGGACCCGAGCUCGGCGCUGCAGAGAGGAAUACUGGAACCACUGGACGCUCUGUACAAAGAGAGGAAGCUGAACGUGGAGGGGGCGGGGCUUAUCAUCCUGAUUGAUGGCUUGAACGAGGCAGAAUUCCACCGCCCGGACUACGGCGACACGUUGACUUCCUUCCUGACCAAAAAUGUCCUGAAAUUUCCUUCCUGGUUGAAGAUCAUUACCACCGUCAGAACCAGCCAGCAGGACACCACGCUGUCGCUACCUUUUCACCACAUCUCUCUGGACAAGUUGGAGGAGAACAGCGCCAUAGACCAGGACCUGCAGGGAUACCUGAUGCAGCGCAUCCACAGCAGCAGUGAGAUCCAGAGCAACGUGUCGCUGAGCAACGGUCGCCUGGACCACACGGCCCUCACCAAGUUGAUCAGCCACCUGAAGAGCCUGAGCAGAGGCUCGUACCUGUACCUGAAACUGACCCUGGACCUGAUCGAGCGAGGGUACCUGGUCCUCAAGAGCUCCAGCUUUAAGGUCGUUCCCGUCAGCCUGGCUGAGGUUUAUCUGCUGCAGCUCAACAUGAGGUUUCCCACCCAGUCAUCUUUCCAGAGAGUGCUCCCCCUACUGAACAUCACUGUGGCAUCGCUGCACCCCCUGACGGAGCAGCAGCUGUUUGAGGUGGUGAACGCAGGAGCUCUGAGCGGAGGAACUCUGCAGUGGGACGAGUUUUCCCAGCGCCUGGAGCAGCUCUCAUCUUUCCUCCUGAGGCGCAGCGACGGCAGCUGGAUGCUGAGCCACGCCUCCUUCAGGGAGUGGCUGGUUUGGAGGGAGGAGGGGCAGGAAGACCGCUUCCUCUGUGACCCCCGCAGUGGGCACACUCUCCUGGCCUUCUGGCUGUGCAGACAGGAAGGGAAGCUGAAUCGACAGCAGACCCUGGAGCUGGGACACCACAUCCUCAAGGCCCACAUCUAUAAGGGUCUGAGUAAGAAGCUCGGGGUUUCCUCCUCAGUUCUGCAGGGGCUGUGGCUGGCCUACAGCACAGAGAACCUCAGUCCUGCUCUGUCGUCGCUGCGUAACCUGUACACUCCUAACAUCAAGGUGAGUCGGCUGCUGAUCAUUGGUGGAGCCGACGUAGACCACCGCAGUGAUGUCCUCAACAACGCGCCGCUGCUCUGCGUCCACUCCCACCUCGGUCACGGGGAUGCGGUGGCGUUGCUGCUCGACCACGGAGCUGAGGUCGAUGCUCAGUCACAUGACGGUUUGACUGCGCUGGGCUUCGCUGCUGCGGCUGGACACAUGGACCUGGUGGUGACGCUGAGUCAGCACAAAGCUAAGGUCGGUCACGUGGACACCUCAGGUCAGUGUGUGUUGGUGCACGCCGCCCAGCGUGGUCACCUCAACGUGUUGGACUUCCUGUUGAAGAACGGAGACUGGAGGUGCACUUCCUGCUGUGGCCAGAAGGGGCCGAGCAAAGGCCAGGCCGUUGAGCAAGCUCUGACUGCAGCAGCCAGCAUGGGCCACACAGAGCUGGUCUUGUAUCUACUGGAUCUUCCAGAGGACGACGUUGACCGACCUGGGGUCAACGCCCACGACAGCCUAUGGGGAGAGACAGCUCUGACGGCGGCGGCAGGAAGUGGCAGCCUGCCUGUGUGUGAACUGCUCCUGGACCGAGGUGCUGCCGUCGAGCAAGGCAACAGACGGGGUGUGACGCCGCUCUUCAGUGCCGUGAGACGGGGCCACUGGCAGGUGGUGGAGCUGCUCCUGAGCCACGGGGUGGACGUGAACAUGGUCGACCAGCAGGGUCGGACGGCUCUAAUGACAGCAGCCUCAGAGGGACAUGUCCCCACGGCCAAACUGCUGCUGGACAACGGAGCGUCUCUGGACCAGACUGACAGGGAGGGCUUGACAGCACUGAGCUGGGCGUGUCUGAAAAGUCAACUCCCAUUGGUCAGAGAGCUGGUGGAGAGAGGGGCCACUACGACGCACGCUGACCGCAGCGGGAGGACGCCGCUGGACCUGGCCGCCUUUCGUGGAGACCCAGAAGUGGUUCAAUACCUGGUGGAUCACGGAGCUUCAGUGGAACAUGUUGAUUCCAGUGGGAUGCGACCUCUGGACCGAGCCGUCGGCUGCAGGAACACCUCAGCCGUCAUCGCUCUUCUCAAGAAGGGAGCAAAGAUUGGACCAGCGACCUGGGCCAUGGCGACCUCCAAACCCGACAUCCUGAUGGUUCUACUGAGCAAACUGAUCCAGGAGGGAGACAAACUCUACAAGCAGGGCAAGGUGAGAGAAGCCGCUCAGUCCUACCAGUCAGCGCUGCAGAAGUUUCCGGGAGACGAGCUGAAGACCUUCAGGCAGCUGAGGGUUAGCGUGCUGCUCAGCCUGUCGCGCUGCCGCCGCAAGAUGAACGAUUUCAGCCUGGCGGAGGAGUUUGCUACCAAAGCUCUGGAACUUAAAGCGAAGUCGUACGAGGCCUUCUACGCCCGAGCGCGAGCCAAACGCAGUCGAAGACAAUUCCACGCGGCUCUGGAAGACCUGAUCGAGGCCAGCCGUCUGUGUCCGUCCAACAGGGAGAUCCAACGUUUGCUGUCUCGGGUGAAGGAGGAGUGUCGUCAGGUGUGUCACCCACAGGACUCCGCUGCUCCUCCGGUCCACCAGGGUUUUCAGCCUCAUCUGCCCGUGGGUGAGGUCCGGUGCAGGGACUCAGGGUUUCUACAGACUCAGGAGAAGGAGGGUCUCACGGAGGAAGAGGAUGAAGACGAGAAGGAAGAGGACACCCCCCCCAACGUCUCCUUUUACCCUUCACCUGGGGCACAGAGCCUGGACCCCUACUGUCAGCCCAGGAUGUCGUCCCCCUCUCCUUUAUCUCCGACUCACCGCCAUCAUCAUCAUCAUCACCCGGGCUCCGUCCACCCACCGUCCACUCCUUCCUCCCCGUUUGUUCCUCCCUCGUCGUCGUAUCAUAACAUCACGUCUCCUUCCUCACCCAUGCACCACCCGUCCCCCCGUGUCGGACAGGAUUCCUGCCGUUCAAAAAGUGGGGGUGUGCACCACUACCCCCAGUCACUUCCGGCCCCUCCCCCCGCGGAGCAGAAGCAGGGGCUGCAGCAGCAUCACUUCCUGUCUGAUCAGGUGUCUUUUCAGAAACAGAACCCUGUUCAAGGCCAGUGGCUCCAGCCGGCCAAAGUCCCGGGCGUCAGAACCAGUCAGCCCAACUUCUCCUUCCACCCCAGUGCGGCCCUGGGGGGUCCAUCUUACCCUCAGUUUGUGAAUUUGCCCCAGGAACUGGCUGAACUGGGUGAAGGUCUUUGCACCAGUCCCCUCAACGUCAGACGAAACCUGCCGGUCCAGACUGCUCUGAAUUCUGGAGCCUCCUAUCCACCAGAGGGUGCUGAUGAUUUGAUAUGUCAGGCGAGGGCUUUAUCUGCCUACGGAAGGGGGGCAGCGGGGGACAACGGGGGAGUCAAACAUUUCGUCCCCCCCCCGCAGGUGUCUUUCCAGAAACAGAACCCUGUUCAAGGCCAGUGGCUCCAGCCGGCCAAAGUCCCGGGCGUCAGAACCAGUCAGCCCAACUUCUCCUUCCACCCCAGUGCGGCCCUGGGGGGUCCAUCUUACCCUCAGUUUGUGAAUUUGCCCCAGGAACUGGCUGAACUGGGUGAAGGUCUUUGCACCAGUCCCCUCAACGUCAGACGAAACCUGCCGGUCCAGACUGCUCUGAAUUCUGGAGCCUCCUAUCCACCAGAGGGUGCUGAUGAUUUGAUAUGUCAGGCGAGGGCUUUAUCUGCCUACGGAAGGGGGGCAGCGGGGGACAACGGGGGAGUCAACCAUUUCGUCCCCCCCCGUCAGUUCAGCCGUAACCAGUCCAAAGCGGCGUAUUAUCCCAUGGAGGUCACAGAAGCGACCCCAGGACCUCUGGACAACCUGGCACCGCUGCACGAGUACCAGUACCACAACCCGGGCGGCCCACGUCGACCACUCAGCGCCCAUCCAACCACGACGUCUGCCUCCUCCAACCGACCACUGAACCAAAGUGCCAGUGUCUGUUUCCCUCCCAGCAGCAGCGGCAGCGGCCACGCCGGGGGGCAGGCAGGCCCCGGUCUCUUUCCCCCCCCCAGCGCCGGGGCCCCCAGCCACGCCGGUGGACAGGCAGCCAAUCACGGUUCACCGUUCAGGACAUCGUUCUCUACGCAGCACAUCGACUCGGCUCCAGACGGUUCCUCUGGUACCGGGUACGCUGACGAUCUCUUCCUGCUCCCCUCCUCUCAGUCAGAAGGAGGUAUGUCAGGAGGGGGCACUUAUCCCGGGGAGGUGGGCCGCUCCUCCAGAAGCACUCCUUUUAUGGGCGUCACUGAUAAGACGGUGAGGGUUCACCAGCAGUUCCAGCAGCCGGUUCCUUCUAGUUCCUCCUCCUGCCUCAGCCCCUCCCGCUCCUGGGCCGUGUCGUCGGUGGACACGGUGGUGACGUCACCCAGUAAAAACCCCGGUGGUCACGCAGGGUUCAGUCACCCCCCGCCCUCCUCCAUCGCCUACCACAACCGCAGUAACAACAACGCCCACAACGGUCACCUUCUACAUGACGACCAGCUCAACUAUUAUGAGGUGCUGCCAUCCAGUGGUCGUCAGGGGGAGGGCUUGGUGCAGGUCGCCAGUCAUAUUCCACCGUAUGUGGACGUGAAACUGGCCCGGACACUUCCUGUGAUCCACGGCUGCUCCGACCGACCGGCGGAGCAGAAGACGGGGCCCACGUCUCCGGUCAAACCAAAACGGCCGUUUGUGGAGUCCAACGUGUAGAAGAGUGUAGAUGAACGCCGCGGUCUCCUCAUGGAGACGCUGGGGUUCCACGAUUGGACGAUGCUUGAAAAUAGUUUUUUUUUUUUUUUCUACGCCAAGUUCUUGUUGCAGCGUUCAGACGAGAUGCAAUAAUACGUUCAACGGUGCGGAACACGACGGGAACUUUGGUCGCAUGCUUCGUUUGAUGCACAAAACCUGGAGAGUAAAGCACAGGUUCUGGUUCUGUUGUCAGGAAGGAAAGUUCUGCCUGACAACAGAGUGCUGAUACUGGACUGGAACAAGGGGGGGGGGAGCAGGAGACGUGGGUCAGAGAGAGCGGGUCAGAUCUGUAGGUUAGAGAACCAGAGGAAUGACCAAGAAUGAAGAGAACGUUCUAAAGGUUCUAAAGCACUUCUAGAGAUGAUGAAGGAAAAAAAACAAAACAGAAAUUCUAAAAACCAUCAACCAGAUUCUAAAUAGUUUAAUCUAAAACGACACAUGAGUACCGCUGUUACUGUUUACAUUUCAGGUUUAAAGCUCGUUAGUGAUAAUGUGACUGGAAUCCUGUGGUCCAAGACCCAGUCCUUAAGCCAUAGUUUAAGAAACAAGGAAGAUGCUGUCAUUGAAUGAGCACUGACUUAUUGUUUAUAAAACAUAGUUAUGUGGUAUUUAUCUUUUUUUUUUUAAGUUAUGACUGUAGCUUGCAUAGAGUUUUUUUUUUACUUUUCACUGUGGCCAAUAGAGGGCGCCAUUUUUAUUUUAAAGGGACUAUUCACUAAUACUGAAUAAUACUGUUCUGUAGCAGACAAAAAAAAUCAACAGUGACAUAAAAGUUCUAUUCCUGCUUGUCUACUCAAGGAGCUAAGACAACGCCCUCUAGCGGACAUUUAUAUUAGUUUUACUUUCAGUUGCAAUUGAUUUAUUUUUUUGGUUUUAUUUAUUUUUUAAAUUGCUUUUUUUUUUAACUACAACAGUUCACAAGUGGUCAUCAAACAAUUUGCUACUAUUUUUCCUACAUGUCCCACAAGGUGGCGACACAGUCAGUAACUGACCAUGACACGAAGCACAUUCUUUGGCUCAUUUGUCAAAACUAUCUUUGCAGUUAUCAAUAGCACACAGUCUUUGCUUUGUUCAGGGUUAGCUUACCGCAACUGGAACAAACUUCCAGUACAGAUGUAGCGAUUAAACCUCUGAUCCGCUCGUGUGCUUAGGUGUUCGCUGCAAACUAGUAUGUUUGGCUAACUAGUUUGCUGCUAGCGUCGAAAGUCAAAAACUGUUUUAUCAGUAACACAUGACGAAAAAGUUAAAAAAUGAACCUGGUUCAACCACAGUCUAAUAAAUUCUGUAGCUUCUCCUCCUGUUAGCUAGUUGAGUGAUGCUAUCGGAGGUUAGCCAGCUAGUUAGCUAUUGUACUUUGUUUUUCCCAGCAACCUGAAGUAGCUCCAUAGUCAUAUAUUUACUAUUUUAAGUUUCCAUUUGGGGUUAAAGUAUGAAGAGAUAUAAGCUAAUCAGGCUAGGCUAACCCGUACAGUGAGUUGAAAAUGCUAGGUUAAAGGUUCUGUGUCUGUCAUUUGGGUUGAGGAUCCAGCAAAAGAAAUCGAUUCAUUUCAAUUCAUUUUUUGAAAAUCCUUUUAUUUAUUAUGAGGUUUCGCUGUAACAGGUCUUAGGUUAAAAACCCUGCUGUGCUCAAAGGGUCGGUGCCACUCUGGUAUGUGUGUGUGUGUGUGUGUGUGGGUCAUACAUGUUGAGGAGGAUUGUGAGGACAACUUCAAAUUAUUCUGAUGUCAAAAAGUUUCCUCCAAAUUGUCCUUUCUACAUGGAAACUAACUUGUUUCAGCAGAGGGCGCCAUUCUGUCUUUUCCACUUUUAAAGGAAGGGUGCUAAUGUUUUUGAGUCAACUCACAGUUGUUGACAUAAUUAUUACAAAAUUAAAGCAUAAACUGAUGAUUUAGAUGCAUCAGUUUGUGGAAUGAACCAGAUGUUUGGACUCGGAGGUGCUGCUGACCUCUGACCUGUCGCCCUCCUUGAUCACUGCCCGUUCUCUUACCCCUCAGGAGACUGUGAGGAACCUCCACAGUCAAAAAAAAAGGCAAAAGCUUAAAAAAAAAAAAAAAUUAAUCCUUGAGCCACACCACAGAUUUCAACUCUGUCAUAAAACCACGUGCUUUGCUCUAUAUGUAGGAUUUAGCCCCCCCCUGUGGUUAAAAAGUUCUGGAACAGUUGGGUGGGGGUGGGUGUCCAUGUGAGUGUGUUUGGGUGUGUUUUUCCACUGUGUUAAAGAUGUUAAUAUUUGAAGUCCUGGAGGUCAAGUCAGAACAUACGUUCAUAUGAUGCAUUUACAUCGUGUUUAUAUUCAAGUUUGUGUGAAAAUACCGACUGCUACGUUAGCAUAACAGAGAAAUAAAGGUGUGUGGAAAACAGAAAA